Messenger RNA from Akanthomyces muscarius, 1635 nucleotides. RefSeq lists its product as uncharacterized. Gene Ontology annotation, molecular function: transmembrane transporter activity. Gene Ontology annotation, biological process: transmembrane transport. The coding region runs from base 1 to 1635 and encodes 544 amino acids. Lineage: Eukaryota; Fungi; Ascomycota; Sordariomycetes; Hypocreales; Cordycipitaceae. The record is from RefSeq and is a predicted model, not a curated record. The transcript is spliced from 8 exons.
AUGAGUGCCACCAUGGUAUCAUCAGAGCAGCGCGUUGAGGCUGAGAAGACGGCACCUGCGAAUCUUGAGGAAGCUGUGCUAGUGGAAUCCAAGGAAGAAGACUAUCCCCACGGCCUACAGCUCGCAUUCGUGGUGCUGGGAAUCUUGCUGUGCUUGUUUUUGGCAGCCCUUGAUAUGACCAUAGUAGCCACGGCCAUUCCAAAGAUUACGGAUGAAUUUCACGCCAUUGACCAGGUUGGCUGGUAUGGCUCGGCAUUUUUCUUGACACUGGCUGUGUUUCAAUCUUUCUGGGGGAAACUAUACAGAUACUGCCAUUUAAAAUGGACAUAUCUUGCGGCAGGCGUUGUAUUUGAGGUUGGCAGUCUGGUUUGUGCGACAGCGACAAACAACACGGCUCUGAUUGUAGGUCGAGCUGUGACGGGCAUUGGAGGUGCCGGCCUCUACUGUGGAACUUACACCAUCAUCGCAUUCAUUGUCCCGGCCGCCAAACGAGCCCGAUACACUGGCCUGGUAGGCGUGUCUUAUGCAGUCGCAAGUGUAGCUGGCCCAUUGAUUGGAGGCGUAUUUACCGAUAACAUCAGCUGGCGAUGGUGUUUCUACAUUAAUCUCCCCAUCGGAGGCGCAAGCCUUGCCCUCAUCUUGUUCUCCUUUAAACCCCCGGCCACCGCAAAACCAGUACCGGCAUCGCUCAAGGAAAUUAUAUUACAAUUGGAUCUCCUUGGGGUGGCGCUGGCUCUUGUCAGCAUGGUGUGCUUCUUUCUUGUGACGCAGUGGGCUGGAGCCAGCCGUCCGUGGGACUCGGCGUCCGUGAUUACCUGCUUAGUUGUGUCAAUUGUGACGAGCUUUCUGUUCGUCGGAGUGCAAAUUUGGCAGGGUGAAAGAGCGUCGCUCGUGCCGCGAAUUUUGUCCAAGAGAGUUGUCUAUGGGGUUGCAUGCUUUGCCUUCUUUCAAAAUGGUAUGAACUUCUUCUUCACCUACUACAUCCCCAUUUAUUUUCAAUCCAUCGACAAUUACUCGGCGGCGCAGAGCGGCAUCUACAACUUGCCAUUAAUAUUCGGAGCCUGCUUCUUUGCAAUCAUUUCAGGUUUUCUCAUUACAAUAUACGGCUACUAUACCGUAUAUAUGGCCGUGGGGAGCGCAGCUUGUACGAUAGCAGCUGGCUUGUUGUACACCAUGGGUAUGCACACUCCACUGGCUCACCCACUUGGCUACCAGAUGCUUCUCGGUGCCGGACAGGGCCUCGCCAUUCAGGUUCCAGUCAUUGUUGCACAAGCAAUAUCUGCUCCGGAAGACAUAUCUGCCAGCACAGCCGUCAUUCUGUUUUUCCAGAUGACGGGGGGCGCCGUAUGCAUCUCCGCCGGGCAAUCUGCAUUUAUCAAUCGGCUACUAUAUUAUCUCAAAAGCAUUGCGCCUGGUAUUGACGCUGCACGAAUUGUCACUAUUGGUGCAUCAGACCUGCGAGGGCAGGUGUCCUCAGGGGACAUUGAUGCAGUGCUUCAAGCAUAUCUUGGGGCGCUGAAGGACACUUUUGCACUUGGUGUAGGAUUUGCAGGCUGUGCGUUUUUGGCAAGUUGGAUCGCACCGAUAAGAAAUCUGGCGAACGGCUCCAAAGUCAACGUCAUGGCUGCUCUGUAA